Molecule: messenger RNA, 801 nt
Organism: Vicia villosa (hairy vetch)
Lineage: Eukaryota; Viridiplantae; Streptophyta; Magnoliopsida; Fabales; Fabaceae
Exons: 1
Coding region: 1-801 (266 amino acids)
Molecular function (GO): RNA-DNA hybrid ribonuclease activity; nucleic acid binding
Source: RefSeq, a predicted model, not a curated record
AUGAUAAUACCUGCAUUAAACUGUGAAUUCACAAGAAGAAUGUGCUUUUCCCCGCCGCUGGGAUUUAGACUCCCUAGUAACGUGGAGAUAAUAUACUGGAUAGGCAUGAUUCUGCGGGGUGGAAACAUGUUGGUAACUCAGCUGCAGAUAACUUCCAUGUGGAAAGUAUGGAAUGUCCGUAAUAACUGUGUUUUCAAUAGGACGCUUGAGGAUCCUGCCAAAGUAGCCAUGGAUACAGCAGAAGUCAUCAAGGAAUUCAAUUAUGCGAAUCCAGAUCUUGCCAAGAAGAAGAUGGCUACGGAUGAAGCUGACUACCACAGUCCUGCGGGGGGAGUGACUAUUGUUCAGGUUGAUGCAGGGUGCUAUGAUAAUGGUGUUAUGGCCAUGGGAUGUGUGGUGAAACCUGAUGGCAAUGGAGUGGUUAUGUCUGCCUGCAGACGUGAACAAGUGCUGGUGAACCCGAAUGUUGCUGAAGCUAUGGCCAUUAGGUGGGCGCUCUCGUUGAUGCAAGCCAUACACUUGGAUAAUGCAGUGCUCCAAUCUGAUGCGCUGAAUGUCAUAGAUAGUAUUUAUGGACUGAAUUAUAUUGCUGAUUUAGAUCCAAUUGUGGCUGAUUGUAAACAUUUGAUUACUUGUUUUAGGAAUGUUUCUGUUUCUUUCAUAGGUAGAAGAGGUAAUGUGGAUGCUCAUCAUAUGGUGGGUGUUGGCAGAACUCUAGGCAACAAAACUUGGCUUGGGUGUAUCCCUAAUUUGUAUUCCAGUCCCUCUUGUAUCAAUUCGGUGGUUGCGCCGCUCUCGUAA